ACUAGAGACCGGAUUUAAUGCUUUUUGGCAUGAGGUAAAUAUUGUAUGCAACGCUAUCAAAAUGACAUUUUUAUACGAACUAACACAAGCGAAGCAUUUUAAGAUUAUGUAGAUAAUGCAUAUUUUGCAUUUUUUUAGUUUUUGUGCAUAUUUUAAACCAAUACACAUUUUAAUAGCUAUUUUUCGUUUUUUACUGGCAUAAAAUGAAAAUUUCUAGAACUGAAGCUGUAUGUGGCGACAAUUUGAAUGGAUCAUUGAUUUCUAGGCGUUCUUUUCCAGUUUAUUAGGUCAGCAGUAUCAUGUUGAGGUAGCAGUAAUUCAAUGUAAGCAAAAAUUGUAAAGAAAGAAAUAUUAUAUAAAUUACGAUAACGCGUUUUAAAGAUAAGAAAAAGUUACUCACCAGCAGGUGUUGGAUUAGGUUUCAUUCUUUUCCCAAACUCGUAGUUGUGUAAGUAAAGAACGGUUACGAUUCAUUAUUUUUUAAUUGAGUGUAUUGUUUAUUCCGUUUAUUGUGCACUACCUUUCAAUAAUGCCUAAAUCGAAGCCCUCAGUAGCAGAAUGGAUACGAGGUUAUCCCGAAUUAUGGUUAGACGGGAGCAGAUUAUUUUGUAGAGCGUGUUCCAAGACGAUUGCAUGCGAGAGAAAGUUUAGUGUUGACCAGCAUGUCAAAACCGAAAUCCACAAACAUAAUUCAAAGAAAUUUGUUGCUAGUUGCAGUAAGCAACAAACAAUUUCGGAAUCUUUAUCGUCCUCGGGUACCGCUCAAGAGAGCGCAACUUUUUACAAGGACCUUUGCGCAGCAAUGGUGGGUACAAAUAUACCCCUUCAUAAGUUAGAGAACCCAUUAUUUAAAAACUUCUUGGAAAAGUAUUGUCAACGGCACAUACCUGCUGAGAGUACUUUGCGAAAAAAUUAUCUAAAGGAUGUGUAUAAAGAUGCUAUGGAAAAAAUUAAAGAAACUGUUGGAAAUAGUUAUAUUUGGUUUUCUGUAGAUGAAACCACUGAUAUUUGUGGAAGAUAUAUAGCAACUUUACUUAUUGGCGUCCUGAAUGACACUCCCACCAAACCCUUUGUAGUAUAUUGUAAAGAAUUGGAACGAACUAAUAGCGACACUAUUUCAAGAUUCAUUAACGAAGGCUUGACGAAUUUCUUUUUACCCAACCCUUUACCAUCAGAACGAAUUCUUCUUAUGGUUACGGAUGCUGCAGCAUACAUGGUAAAAGCUGCACGCAAUUUAAAAAUUUUUUACCCAACCCUAAUACACUGUACAUGUUUAGCGCAUGGGUUAAAUAGGGUCGCUGAAACCAUAAGAGCACAAUUUCCACUUGUUAACGAUUUAAUUAACAGUGGAAAAAAAGUGUUUUUAAAAGCACCAUUGAGGGUUCAGAUGUUUAAGGAACAGUUUCCUGAUGUUGCUUUACCUCCACAACCUGUUGUGACGAGAUGGGGCACGUGGUUAAAUGCAGCACUGUAUUAUGCGGACAAUUACUCAUCGUUUAGUGCCAUAGUGCUUCAGUUUUCUGAAACCAGUAAUAAAGCCAUAAACGCAUGUCAAGAAGUUUUACAGAAUGCAGAAUUAAAGCAAAACCUUGCAUUUAUAAAGGCCAACUACAAAUUUGUUAGCGAAUCUAUACGACGUCUGGAGGAACAGGGCAUGUGUUUAACUUCCGCUGUUGAAAUCGUUGACAAUUUUAAAAAGUCUACACUGGAAGUUAAAGGACGUCAGGCCGAAACGAUUGCGAAGAAACUUGAUGAUAUUUUAUUGAAAAACGAGGGAUUCAACGAGUUGCAGAAAAUGGCGAAGGUGUUGGCCGGAGAACGUGUGGAUAAUUUAAAUAUAGAUGCUCAUCUGGUACCUCAUUUUAAGUACGCCCCAAUUACCAGUGUCGAUGUGGAACGGUGUUUCUCUAUAUAUAACAACAUACUAAAUAAUAGACGCACAAAUUUUAAAAUGGAGCACUUGGAACAAUAUUUAAUAAUCAAUUGCUUCAAUACAAAAAAUGUUUAA
Molecule: messenger RNA, 2008 nt
Organism: Photinus pyralis (common eastern firefly)
Lineage: Eukaryota; Metazoa; Arthropoda; Insecta; Coleoptera; Lampyridae
Exons: 2
Coding region: 530-2008 (492 amino acids)
Biological process (GO): regulation of transcription by RNA polymerase II
Cellular component (GO): nucleus
Molecular function (GO): double-stranded DNA binding
Source: RefSeq, a predicted model, not a curated record